Messenger RNA from Chelmon rostratus (copperband butterflyfish), 1719 nucleotides. RefSeq lists its product as uncharacterized. Gene Ontology annotation, biological process: regulation of transcription by RNA polymerase II; cellular response to lipopolysaccharide. The record is from RefSeq and is a predicted model, not a curated record. NCBI's taxonomy places the organism in Eukaryota, Metazoa, Chordata, Actinopteri, Chaetodontiformes, Chaetodontidae. The transcript has 7 exons. The coding region runs from base 106 to 1272 and encodes 388 amino acids.
ACGACACUAUUUACUUUCCACCACAUGCUUGGCGGAGCCUUUAGGAAGAGAAACGUCGGCCUGCGUUUUAAUUUUCUUUCAGACUUUAUGAAGAUUUGAUCUAUCAUGGACGGGGAUGUGCUCUCUUUGUCAUCUUGCUCAUCAUUGCCAUCAGCAGCAGCAGGAACGCAGAAAGAUACGUCACCGAAGAAUGACAGCAGCCUCCCUGAGAACCAGCAGGAACAAAAAUCAGAUCAGGAAUUAUGGACAGAGGAUGUGAGUCCCGUGGGCGACCGGCUGCUGUCCACGGAGGAGCAGGUCACGCUGAUCACUGAGAGCAUGACCGUCACCUCCACCGACCAGGAGAAACUGCUGCUGCUCAACAAGAACACCGAGCUCCGCAGAGUCAACAAAGAGCUGAUGAAGCUGAAUGAGGACUGGGACCAGGUGUACCGCAGCGCCACGUUCAGUCUGCAGCACAGAAUGGAGGCUUUGGAGCUGGAGAACACUGCCAUCAAACAGCUCAACGGCAGGCUGCUGCUCAAAGUCGAGCACCAACAGAGUGCAAAGGAGUACUACGAGCAGGCGCUGAUGCAGGAGCUGAAGAAGAACCAGGAGCUGCAAGAAUACAUACGACUGCUGGAGAGCAGGAUGCACCACCCAGACAAAGACUGCACACCUGCCAAACAGGGCAGCUUCAGUGCUGUGACACACAGUCCCGUGCCAUGCCCCGCCACUAAUCAUCCCGGACGUCCCAACCUGUCACCCAGUCACGUCUCUGGGUACAACCCCUCAUCCUCCUUUUUCCCAGCUUCUUCCUGCCCAGAGGCAGGGCGGCAGGGAAAAAGCCAGAGCAGCAGUGCCCUGCCGGGAGCACUGGGAGACCCCCAGCAAGAAGUGCAGGAUCUAAAGGAGCAGCUGGAGGCGCUGAGAUGUCAGACCCAGAUUUACGAAGCAGAAUAUGAGACAGAGCACAACGACCACAAGCACACGCUGCAGGAGAACCGCAGGCUGAAGAAGAAGAGGGAGGAGAUGCGCCAACAGGUGGCACUACUGCAAGAGCAGCUCAAGGUGUAUGAGGAUGACUUCCGACGGGAGCGGUCUGACAAGCAGAUGCUGCAGCGGCUGCUGUUGAAGAAAACGCCUCCCAACAAGGACCCCGUGCUCAUCCACCGCUGCAAUAAUGAGCAGCAGCCACUAGGAGGAGACAAGAGGACACAAAGUGCAGAGAAAAGGAGUCAGCACCACCCACUCUGCCCCAAGCACCCAAACAGGGACAAAGAGUCAGACUGAGGAGGGAAAACAAAAACAAGCACAAGCACACAAUAACAUGAGGUUUUAAAUAAUGUAUGAGUUUAACAUGAAGCAAUAUAGCAUCAUUACACAGAUGCUCCAUGGAAUUCACACCACAGGUGAAAUUGGACAAUUUUAGCACUCUGUCACACUCACAAACAGCACUUUUAUCUGAGCAAAAUGCACCGUUUGCUCUUUCAGGGUUCUGCUUGUUGCCCUUCUUCAUAAAGAAAGGUUACACAUAAAGAUUAUAGUCUGCAUUGUUUUUCUGUGUGUUGCUUUACAGAAACAGUCACCACAUUUUGUAUCUAUACAUAUUUAAUAUAUCUAAUAUAGCUCUUUCUAAUAUAUCUCUUUCUCUAAAGUUUGUCGUUUGCUUACUCUUAUUAUCAUACAUUAACAACUAUGAGUACUGAAAAUAAUAAGACAAAUAAAGCGUGCUAAGUC